AUGAGUAGCAAGUGUAGCAGUCUGUCAAGUACAGCUGAUCUUCUGGCAGAAAAGAGAAAGCAAAUCAGCAACAUCGCACUAGCUGCAAUUGAAGGUCAUUUGGAGAGUGAUUAUUUUACAGGAAAACAGUUUAGUUACAAAGCAACUGAUCUUGCUUAUUUCACUCAAUACACAAUCUCAAUUGCUUGUUUCAACAGUGAAGGAGUAUCCGAUUUUACACAAAUCGUAGUAACAACAGAAGAGGAAGUUGCUGUCAUGCCACCACCUAACAUCCGCGCCAUUCCACACAAAUCCAAUAAAAUUGAGGUAUUCUGGGAUUUGCCAUUAGCAGAGAACGUACCAGGUAUUAUAAGAACAUAUACCAUCAGAUUGCAAGCAAUAUACGAAGCAGAGGAUUUAACAAUUGGAUUGGGUUCAACGCCAUCUAGAAGGCGGAGAGAUACGUCCUGUUUGGUUUGUUGUGAAGACCAGUAUUGCGAUGGAUUGGAUUUUUCAAUGCACAACAUAACGGUCCAUGGAGCUAAUAGUACAAGUUUCAACAUAACUGGUUUAAGAGGAGACACGGUGUAUAAUAUCAGUGUUUCUGUUAACACUAAAUUUGCUGGGUUAUUUAGCUUCCCUAUACAAAUUGUUACACCACAAGGAACACCAUCAAUGUCUGCAUACAAUUUUACGUGCAAAGCAGUGAGUCACAGUUCACUUCUACUGCAAUGGAAACACUCUCCUCCGGCUUUUCUAGAAGGUAUUCGAACGAUAUAUAAGAUUUAUUACCAACUUCGGAACAAGGUAGUGACUGAAAUUGACGAACCAUAUAAACGAAAUAUGGAGUUGUUCUUCUUGAAACCAAGUACAACAUACACUGUAUGGAUAACAGCUUUCACAAAUGCAGGGGAAGGUGAACCAACAACUAAAAUUAAUUGCACAACAUCGGAAACUUUUCCAAAGGCGUACCCACUGAACUUAACGGCAACCAGUUAUCACUAUCCACAUUCAAGUUUAAUACAAUGGAAUCACUUGGAAGAUGAUCAAUGGCUGGGUUUUAAAGCAGGUUACACUAUUUUCUUCUCAAAAUUAUCCACAGGAGAAAUAGGAGUUAAUGGACCAAUUACCGAUAAUUUUACAGAGGUGGGCUAUACCACAUCACACGUAUUAUCAGAUUUGGAUGUAUAUAGUUCGUACAGAGUUCGCAUAGCUGCAAGAACAAAUGCUGGAGUUGGUAUAACAAGUGAUUAUGUAAUAAUGCACACCUGUCGCGUUCCACAAGCAAAGUUGAUUCUUAAUUACAUGGUAUACCCACCUUACGUCGAUUAUCCAAAUGGACACAAUUUGCGUCCAGAAGGUAUUUUAAUAGACUUAACUGAACAAAUGCUGUUGACAUGUGCUUACAAUUGCACUUCAUUCAAUCAAAGUGUUUACAUCUCUUACAACUCCGUUGAUUUGGAAUCCUUCAGUGAUAUCAAGAAUUUUACUGUAAAUGGCACUGGAUUGCAAAUGCCAAGAAUGGACACUGGAAAACACACAUACGGUUACUCGCAUAUAGCGAUAGUCACUACGCCUGGUUUUGUACUGCUUGAAGUUCCGGAUGAUGCAGUAGAAGCUGCUACUAAAGUGGAAUUAAAGCUAUUUCGUGGCCUUCUAGAAACAUUGCCGUUGUGUGGGCUGUUCUUUCUGUUGAAUGCCUUGUUUGGCGUUCUAUUUUGGAUUUGUGAGCCAACAAAAGUCGAACACAAAGGACGCGGAAUAUCUAUUCGCGGAUUAUUUGAAGGAUUAUAUUUAGCUGUAAUGACAAGUACCACGGUUGGAUAUGGUGAUAAGGUACCGCAGACUAAAAGAGGACGCAUGUACAUUGUUAUUUGGACACUACUUGGUUUGGUGCUAACUGGAAUUGUGGCUGGUAGUCUUUCAUCCGUUUUGUCAGUAUCAGUAAUCUUUUCUUUCUCCCAAAACUUGCCUGAAGAUAAGAUAUUGGCAUUGUAUGGAACAUCAGAAUAUGCCUAUGGGAAGAAAAAUGCUAAAGACUUCGACAAACAUAAACUGUACCGAUCUUAUGAAGAAGUGUUGUCACCCUUGCAUCAGCAAUCUGUAAAGUACGCCUUGGUGGAUAGGUAUGUCGCUGAAACACUUAAGCAUAAUAUCUCUGCCUAUGGCUUGUCUGUUAAAAAAGCUUUCAAUGUACCAACUGAUUUUGGUGUGGCUGCAUUUGGUGAGAUGGAAAAACUAAAAGUGUGUGGAAGAAAAUUUGCAACAGAUAACGCCUAUAUUUCCCACGCAGCUAUUGAAGAACUGUUUAAGAAAUACAGUGUAGUCAAGACAUUAAAGCCUACCGGUAACACACCAAUAAUCGAUAUUAUCAGCUGGCGAGCAAAAAUGUAUCAAUACAUUACAAAAAUUUUAUCGGUACUUUUCCUGGCGUUUAUUGUCUUUGGUCUCAUUUAUGAAGUAUUUAGAAGAAGACGAAUAAGAAAUCGAAGAAGAAAAAUUUGCACAACUCUAGAGUUAAAAGAACAGCUUCAUAAAGAGUUAAAAUUCUUGGCUCAGGACACAAUACAAGAAUUUCGCGACAUGAUUGAGCGUGUGGAUGAUUUGAUUAAAAAAUUGAACUACAAACAUGGCAAAGAAUUGUUGAAGAUGCGAGCAGAAUUGUCAAAAAAGCUUGGCGUCAAUUUAAAGUAUGUAAAACCAAGUGAGCUUGGUUUGCCGCUGGAAAAGAUUCUGGAAUACAAGGAAGAGCUCAAAAAUAAGCCCAAGGAACCAUUUUUCGUUAAAGUAAGGAGAUUUCAGGUUCUGGUUUUUGGUUCGCUUGGGCGAAUCUUUCCAUUUUUCAGGCAGAACUAAUGCUGAACUGAAAAUAAAAGAAACAAUAAUUGUAUAUAAAACAGUUUUAACUGAACAGAUAGUAGUAUUGACUGCUUAACUAUGUAAAAAUAACGUCAACACGAUAUUUUACGUUUUAAUUACUGCACAAUUAUAUAACUAUAGACCACUGAUUUCAAGAAAAGGAUAAGUCCGUGACAAUAUUAGUUUACAUUCCGUAAAGUACAAAGCCAGGAUAUACAUGUUA
Molecule: messenger RNA, 3061 nt
Organism: Hydractinia symbiolongicarpus
Lineage: Eukaryota; Metazoa; Cnidaria; Hydrozoa; Anthoathecata; Hydractiniidae
Exons: 14
Coding region: 1-2835 (944 amino acids)
Biological process (GO): cytokine-mediated signaling pathway
Cellular component (GO): signaling receptor complex; external side of plasma membrane
Molecular function (GO): cytokine binding; cytokine receptor activity
Source: RefSeq, a predicted model, not a curated record